UGCACCCAUCCUUCUGUACAUCGUUCACGCGUACGAUUCACAGCUACUACCACUGAUGUCUCUUUGUCGGUCAACACGCGAUGGGAAAUUUGGGAGCAAGUUUCCUACGGUUGUCUUUAGGUGGAGCUUUGGAACUUCUCCGUUUGCCUCGUUGCCGCACAUUGCCUUCUUUUAUCCAUGGAUUCCCAGUCCUUUUCUCCGCCCAGUAUCGACCACGUCGUCGACAACCAGCUCUACAUCGGCAACCUUGCAUCUGCCAAAGCUUCAGAACUCCAAGAAUGUCUCGGCAUAACACAUAUUGUCUCUGUAUGUCAGAAUUCCCAUUCGACAGGCCCCAACCACCUCGCCAUUAGUGUCGCCGACUCAGAAUACGAAGAUAUCCUUAUACAUCUUCCAAAAGCAUGCAAGUUCAUUCAGAACGCUCUCGAUGACAGUGGUAGAGUCUUGGUCCAUUGUGUCAUGGGGGUCUCCAGAAGUACCACCGUGUUGGUCGCCUAUCUCAUGCAGUCCAGACGCAUGAGCCCCAAUGCAGCAUUGCGGCUCAUACAACAAUCUCGCCCAUCUGUGAUGCCAAACUACGGCUUUUUAAAACAGCUCGACGUCUUUGCUGAAUGUGAUUAUUACCCGUCCAGUGAUAAUCCCUCAUACGUAUACUGGAAACGCAUGCAAGAACAGCACGUUACCCGCUUUUUGAACCAGAUGAUAGAUACAACUCCAAUCAUCCCCGAACAGCUCCUCCUGAGCAGCGAGUUUCCUGAUGACAUCAAACAAGCUUAUUCACUUAUUCAAGAACUCGGUAUCACGCAUGUUGUGUCCAUAUCACCUUGCGAACUGCGCUUGCCGCCUUUCAUAGAGCGGCACGACGUCAGGCUUUCUCACCAGAAAGAAUCUUUAUUGACUCUCAUGCCUGCAGCGUGUAUAUUCAUCCGAGAUGCCAUAGCGAAGAAAGGGCUGGUCCUUGUUCAUUCUUUGGUAGAGUGCAAUGCAGCUAUCGUCGUGUGUGGUUACCUCAUGCAGCAACAGAAGAUGACUAUAACUCAAUCUUGUCGAGUACUCGAAGACGGUAAUUAUCUUCCCUCUCUACUUACUAUAAUUGACCUGUCGUAUCAAUCAAACCAGCGCUACCUUUAUUCAACCGUACAUCCAAUUUUGCGCGUCACUUGGAGCUUUUUGAUUCCUGCGGGCACACUCCUACAGCGGACCAUCCUGUCGUUCGAGAAUGGACGGGCCACAUACAGGCUGGUGUUCUUAACGGAACUCAGCGAGACAAAGAUAGACAUCGUCGGAUUCGAGACCACACUACAAAAUAUCAGUAAAAAUAGAUGCCAAACAGUAGGGUAGUCUGACUUGCAGAUUUAAAGUUGUGUAAUUGAUUUCUUUGGAUUUACAAGUUCAAGACUGUGCCUUGACUACUAUUAUGAUAACAGCGUC
Messenger RNA from Marasmius oreades (fairy-ring Marasmius), 1431 nucleotides. RefSeq lists its product as uncharacterized. Gene Ontology annotation, cellular component: cytoplasm. Gene Ontology annotation, biological process: regulation of MAP kinase activity; protein dephosphorylation. The record is from RefSeq and is a predicted model, not a curated record. The transcript has 6 exons. Lineage: Eukaryota; Fungi; Basidiomycota; Agaricomycetes; Agaricales; Marasmiaceae. Bases 178 to 1341 code for a protein of 387 amino acids. Gene Ontology annotation, molecular function: JUN kinase phosphatase activity.